Messenger RNA from Talpa occidentalis (Iberian mole), 933 nucleotides. RefSeq names its product olfactory receptor 14J1-like. NCBI's taxonomy places the organism in Eukaryota, Metazoa, Chordata, Mammalia, Eulipotyphla, Talpidae. The record is from RefSeq and is a predicted model, not a curated record. The coding region runs from base 1 to 933 and encodes 310 amino acids. The transcript has a single exon. Gene Ontology annotation, biological process: G protein-coupled receptor signaling pathway. Gene Ontology annotation, cellular component: membrane. Gene Ontology annotation, molecular function: olfactory receptor activity; odorant binding; G protein-coupled receptor activity.
AUGGCCAAUUUAACUAUUAGUGUUUUUUUUCUGAUGGGAUUUUCUGAUAAACCUGAGCUAGAACUCAUCCAUGCUUCUCUGUUCUUAGUCUUAUACAUGGUGGCAUUAACUGGCAAUAUCCUCAUUAUCACUGCAAUUUCCAUGGACAGUAGUCUCCACUCACCCAUGUAUUUCUUCCUGAAACAUCUCUCCUUCCUGGACCUAUGCUACAUUUGUGUGACUGUUCCAAGGUCCAUUUACAAUUCUUUCAUGCAUAGUGGUUACAUUUCCUUUGGGGAAUGCAUAGUGCAGUGUUUUGCUUUCACUCUCUGUGCUGCUGCUGAGAUAUCUAUGCUCACGGUGAUGUCUUAUGAUCGCUACGUGGCCAUCUGUCUUCCACUGCGCUACGAAAUCAUCAUGGAUGUCAGCACCUGUGUUCACGGAGUCCUAGGUGUCUGGACAUUUGGUGUCAUUUCUGGAGCCAUGCACACAGCUGCCACUUUCUCCAUCCACUUCUGUGGUCCCCAUAUCAUUCACCAGUUCUUCUGUGACAUCCCUCAGCUCCUGAAACUCUCUUGUUCGAAUGAGUACAUAAGCGAAGUUGGGGUCACUGGCUUCCUGUCUUUUAUGGCGUUUCUUUUUGUCAUUUUUAUUGGAGUGUCCUACACACAGAUAUUCUCUACUGUGCUGAGGAUGCCAUCUGCUGAGGGUAGAGCGAAGGCCUUUUCCACUUGCCUUCCCCACCUCUCUGUUGUCAUAUUGUUUAUUUUAACCAGCGCCUUUGAGUAUCUCAAGCCACCUUCUGACUCUCCCAGUGCACUGGACAUUUUACCUGCUAUUAUGUACACAGUUGUGCCCCCAACACUCAACCCAAUGAUCUACAGCCUGAGAAAUCAAGCCAUGAAGGCAGCUCUAAGAAAGGUUUUCCGAAGAAAAGCUGAUCUCUUUUUUUGA